UCUGCCCACCUUUUUUUUACCAUCUCUCUCUGUAAAACAAAACAAAAACACAAAAUCUCUCUCCCUCCCUCUCUCGCUCUCUCUCUCUCUCUGACUCUCUCUCUCUCAGCUCAACCUAGCUCCUCACUCCAUUUUCUUCGAUUCUGCGAUCUCACUAUCUCCACUAUAAGGAAGAUUAGAAAGAUUGCAUUUGGAUUAGCAUUGAAUUGUAAAAACUGUGGAAGCGCUCUUCAGUUUGAGCUAUUCACAUGGAUGCAUUUUUAAUGCAACAAUGCACUAAAAUGGAAGAAAGAUCAAGCACGAAGCCAAAAGAAUUAGAACAAGUACAUAAUACUUUGACAAAUGGUAGAUGUACUCCACCAGGGCAAAUGGAUAAUGUGACAGCUGAAGAUGUACAAAAAGCAUCAGCCGGAACAAAAGUUGGGGUAAAUGUUUCUGUUGGUGAUAAGAUAGUACCGUCUGCAGAUGACUCAAUCAAACUUCUGCCAUUUGGAGAAUUGCCACAAGAUAUGAAAAUGUGUAGUCCUGGUCCAGUCGAAGUUCAAGCUGAAAAUCAGUCCAAAAUAUCACCAAACUCUAUAAAAGUUACACCAGACCAUAAUCAUAAAUUUGGUUCUGAAAUGGUCAAUAAUGAAGCAGAAGAAAACCAUGUGAUUGCCACAGAAAAUACAGAAAAUGGACCAAUAAAAGGCCAAAAUUCUGAAUUUGGCCAUAUAAAUAUGGAACAGAAAGGAACACUCCCAGAAGAAGUGACCCCAAAUAAUUGUUUGGAGUCAUCAAUUCCACAGAUAGACACCCAAUCCAGGAUAUAUAGCAGUGAUCUAUUAGGAUCACCAACAGGUGAUGCAGCAAACGAUCACAUCCAUUUGGAACAACAAAUAAACAAUGCUCCAAACAGUUCAGGUCUUGAGCAAUUGGGACCUGGUCAAGAGACUGCUGCUGAGGGCUCUAGCCAUUUAGAAGAAACAGUUGAAGGAACUCCUGUUUUACCCAGAAACAGACCAAUUUCCAUGAUAUCUUCAGAGGGUAACAUCAAGGUAUUAUCAGGAAAAAGAAAAAAGAAUCAAAAUCUAUUAGUAAGCAGCAGCAGAACGUUGCGCUCAAGGUCGCAGGAAAAAUCUAAAGCACCUGACACGAGUAAUAUGGUGACAGAAGGUGCUGACAGUCAAAAGAAAAAGAAGAGGAAAAAACGAAUGGAGAAAAAUAAAAUUGAUGAAUAUUCUAGAAUAAGGACACAUCUAAGGUAUUUGCUACACAGAAUACAAUAUGAAAAGAACUUCAUUGAUGCUUACUCAGGGGAAGGUUGGAAAGGGCAAAGCUUAGAAAAACUGAAACCAGAGAAGGAGCUUCAACGAGCAAGAUCUGAAAUUGUACGACGCAAAUUGAAAAUCAGAGAUCUUUUUCAGCGCCUGGAUUUGUUAUGUAGCGAGGGAAGAAUUCCUGAUAAUCUGUUUGAUUCUGAAGGAGAAAUUGACAGUGAAGAUAUAUUCUGUGCAAAAUGUGGAUCCAAAGACGUGACACUCAGUAAUGAUAUCAUCCUUUGCGAUGGUGCUUGUGAGCGCGGAUUUCACCAAUUCUGUUUGGAUCCACCGUUGCUGAGAGAACACAUUCCUGCUGGUGAUGAGGGUUGGCUUUGCCCAGGAUGUGAUUGCAAAGUUGAUUGCUUAGAGUUACUUAAUGAUUCUCAAGGAACAAAAAUUUUAGUCACUGACAGCUGGGAGAAAGUCUUUGCAGAAGAGGCAGCAGCAGCAGCAGCUGGGAAAAAUUUGGAUGAUAUUUCUGGAUUGCCCUCAGAUGAUUCUGAGGAUGAUGAUUAUAAUCCUGAUAGUCCUGAUUUGGAUGAGAAUGUGCAGGCCGAUGUAUCAAGUUCAGAUGAAUCUGAUAAUCAUUCGGGAGCAGAUGAUCUGCGGGUUUUACCUCAGAAAGAACUUUUCUUGGGCCUGCCUUCAGAUGAUUCAGAGGAUGAUGAUUAUGAUCCUAGUAGCUUAAAUUAUGAUCAGAAGUCUAAAAUGGAAAGCUCAAGUUCUGAUUUUACAUCUGAUUCAGAAGAUUUGACUGUUGUGGUUGAUAAGUGUAAACCUUCUAGUGAAGUUCAAGGACCAGUGACCUCAUCCCCAGAUGACGUCAUGGAAGAUGAAGAAGGAUGUGGACUUCCUGAGGAAGGUGAUUGUGCCUCCGUGUAUCCGAGAAGACAAGUUAAGAGAUUGGACUACAAAAAGCUACAUGAUGAGGAAUAUGGAAACACGUCUUCUGAUUCAAGUGACGAAGACUACAUGGAUUUGGCUUUACCAAAUACAAAAAAGAAUAUUUCGGAAGAAGAAGAUUUGUUGUCUCCUAAUUUGGAAGUUACUACGGAGAAUGGGAAAGAGAGUGAUGAUUCAGAGCCGGACCAGAAAACAAAUGAAAAUACUCAUAAUAAGAGAUCAUCUAAAACGAAGUUUACCGUCAGUGGCACAAAUUCUACACCUGCUAGAUCUUGUAAAGGCUCUCCGACCACUGGUGGUAAGAGUACUUCUAGACUUCAAAAGAAGGUUGAUGUCAAUGGCGCAUAUUCUACCCCUGCUAGAUCCUGUAAAGACUUUGCUGCCACCAGUGAUAAAAGCACUUCUAGUCUUAAAAAGAAGUUUGACGUUGAUGUUACAAAUUCUACCCCUGCUAGAUCACCUAAAUGCUCUUCUGCCACUACUCGUAAAGGUACUCCUAGAUCAUCAUUUGGGGAACAAGCAACUCAGAGACUCCUCCAAUCCUUCAAGGAAAAUCAAUACCCUCAGCGCACUGUGAAAGAGAGUUUAGCUACAGAAUUACAAUUAACAAUCCAGCAGGUAAGCAAAUGGUUUGAAAAUGCUCGUCAUAGCUUUCGUCACUCAAGAGGCAGGGCAUCAGAUGUGGCUAAAAUUACCCCAGACAAAGUCACUCCUCAGAAAAGUAGUAACUUGUCUGAAUCUGACUCAAGAUCGGUCUUAAACAAUACUACUUGCAGUGAAGUUAAAAAGAAGAAACAAGAUGAAGGAACCACUGCAGAAUGCUGUGACAAAGACACGACGUCAAACAUGGUUGCAGAGGAAGGCAAUGGGUGCAAUUCUAGUAGUACAAAUCCUAGAAAAAGAAAGGCCAAGUUUGGUAGUGAAGCAACUGAACCUAAUACAAGUUCGGAGACACUUGAGCAGAAUGCAGAAGUUAAUCCUCAAAAAACUAGCAAAAGAAAGACAAAGUUUGGUAGUGAAGCAACUGAACUCGAUACAAGUUCGGAGACACCUGAGCAGAAUGCAGAAGUUGAUCCUCAAAAAACUAGCAAAAGAAAGGCCAAGUUCGGUAGUGACGCAACUGAACCUAAUACAAGUUCGGACAUACCUAAGCAGAAUGAAGAAGCUAAUCCUCCAAAUACUAGCAAAAGAAAGGCCAAGUCUGGUAGUGAAGCAACUGAACUUGAUACAAGUUCGGAGUCACCUAAGCAGAAUGCAGAAAUUAAUACUCCAAAAACCCAGGGGGUACGAAAAAGUAGUAGAAUCCAGUCAAAAAGUAAGGAAUCUAUCUCUUGAGUACCUGGUUUGAUGGCCAUGUAGAAGCCUUAUAUUCAGGAGCAAGAAAGAGGUAGGAAUUUUUGUUUCUAAGCCACUUGAAGUCCGAUUAUAUUUGGUUGUCACUGUAGCAAACUGUUGCACCUGGCAAGGAUUGUUAUAGUUUUUUACUUCAGGUUUGACUUAUUCACCCUGCAAAGAUGCUCAGGAAGUUGUUAUAAGUUGUUGGAAAGAUUUAAAUAGACGUGGUAUUGUCAUUAAGCAAUAUCCUCUUGCAAACGGAAGGUUUCCCCGUGCGGAAGUACAUCUAAGUUUGUUAUUGGGCUAUAUGUUUUAAUGAUUUCAUUAAUGCAAUCUCAGCUGUAGUUUUUAGGGUUAAGAAAUUUUGUUCUACCGCCAUAUUCCUUAGAGUGCCAUGUAUCAUGGCAAAGUGCUGUGAUUGUCAGUGUGCAUCAUUCUUAAACUCAAUACAGAUUUGUAUUGUAAUAACCUGCUAAAAUUUUCCAUCUAGACAUUUUAAGGAAGCUAUACAGAACUUUCUGUA
Molecule: messenger RNA, 4062 nt
Organism: Daucus carota subsp. sativus
Lineage: Eukaryota; Viridiplantae; Streptophyta; Magnoliopsida; Apiales; Apiaceae
Product: pathogenesis-related homeodomain protein
Exons: 9
Coding region: 249-3539 (1096 amino acids)
Biological process (GO): chromatin organization; regulation of DNA-templated transcription
Cellular component (GO): nucleus
Molecular function (GO): chromatin binding; DNA binding; DNA-binding transcription factor activity, RNA polymerase II-specific
Source: RefSeq, a predicted model, not a curated record